UGAACAGGAGCCGACGGGGAGGGGGCGGUCACGUGAUCGGAAGAUGGCGGCCCCGGGCGGCAGCGGGGGCCCCGCGGUGUCGGUUCUGACCCCGAACGGGAGGCGCCUCACCGUGAAGGUGACGCCGAGCACCGCGUUACUGCAGGUUUUGGAGGACACCUGUCGUCGACAGAACUUCAAUCCAAGUGACUACGAUCUGAAGUUUCAGAGGAAUGUGCUUGAUCUUUCCCUUCAGUGGAGAUUUGCCAAUCUUCCUAACAAUGCCAAGCUGGAGAUGGUGCCAGUCUCCCGUAGUCGGGAGGGACCUGAAAAUACGGUUCGGAUUGCAUUGCAAUUGGAUGAUGGCACUAGGCUACAAGAUACUUUUUGUUCUCGCCAGACGCUCUGGGAGAUUCUUGUUCAUUUUAUACAAACCAGGGAGUGUGUGGAGCAGCUGUGUGAAUCUACUCCAGUCUGUGUUUACAUGAGGGAUGAGAUAACUGGGAGAGCUGCUUUGCAGAAGACCACACUGAAGUCACUGGGCUUAACUGGAGGCAAUGCCAUCAUCAGGUUUUCCAUGAAGACGUGUGAAUCACCUGACAAGCAGGAGGAUAUGGUUCCUAGGAUUAAACUCUCAGGAAACCCUGCCCCAUCUGUCUCUGUGGAUCAGGCCACCAGCAACCCUCCGCUUUCUUUGGGCGCUGGUGGUCUAAGCAGUGGUGAUUUGAGCCGACCAGAUGAUGCAGUUGCUUCAGGGGUCAGCCAAAUAGAUUGUCUGGGCCUUCAACGGAUGGAUGAUGAAAUGCAGCUGAGUUCCAAGGAAUCAGUAUCUCCUUCUUUUGUUCCUUUCUCUGGCGGCGGGCAGCGUCUUGGAGGCUCCUCUAUGCCUUCAAGACAUCUGGUACCAUCUUCAGCCAAGUUGCCAAAAUCUCUUUCUAGUCCUGGAGGCCCUUCUAAACCAAAGAAGUCCAAGCCUGGCCAGGAGCAGGAACCAGAACCGGGAGAGCCCAUGGAUCGAGAGCCGGUGGUGUGCCACCCAGAUCUGGAGGAUCUGUUCCAGGCCUGGCCAGCAGAGCUCCCUGAUGAAUUCUUUGAGAUCACAGUGGAUGAUGUGAGGAGACGCUUGGCUCAGUUAAAAAGUGAACGGAAGCGCCUAGAAGAAGCACCAUUGGUGACCAGAUCUUUGCGAGAAGCUCAGAUGAAAGAAAAACUAGAGCGCUAUCCGAAGAUUGCACUGAGAAUUCUGUUCCCUGACCGGUACAUCCUACAAGGCUUCUUUCGCCCGAAUGAAACAGUAGGAGACUUGCAAGACUUUGUGAGAAGUCACCUGGGAAAUCCUGAAUUGUCCUUUUACCUGUUCCUUGCCCCUCCAAAAACCAUCCUGAGCGACAACACGCUGACCCUCUUCCAGCCUCUCUACUGUCUGCCUUGCUGUUUUCCUCAGACGUUUGCCGUCUACAAAGAGUCAAAGAAAGAAGUUGUGUUCCCAUCUUGGAUCAGGGACUGAGCACACUUGGAAACCCUUGGACAAACCUGGCACCCCUGGGGAGCUGGGAGCAGCCACCCAAGGCUGGGGGUGGGGAGGGGAGGAUCUGGCACAACAGAGCUUGCCUCCCCAGACCCAGCUGGCCCAGCUCCAAAGGAGCAAGGGGAAGGGAAAGUCCUUCAGAAAAAUAGUUGCCGGCUUUCCUUAAUGUCACUGUCAUUCCCUGAGCUUGGAGUUCCUAGUGUAACUGCCAACUGCAUCAGCCAGGACCGUUCAAGACAAAUCCUUCAGUGGAGGCUUCUGUUCUUUCUUGAAUGAUUCAAACUCACUCUCUCAAUCUCUCUCUCUCUCUCUCUCUCUCUCAUUAUCCUUGCUAAUUGCGUAAUUUGGUCUAUGAGUAACCUAGAAAAUCAUUUUUAUUGUACUUAGGAAUUUGUUACAUGAAGUGAUUUCUCAUCACAUGUACUUUUCUAGUUAUGUUUGGCUUAGGUAAAAUGCUGGAUGAAGCAAGGGCUCUGUUUCAACUUAACCACUAUGGAGUUCAAAUUUAUCUUUCCCACAAUGACUUUAAAGGAAUUUGAUUCUUGCAAAAUUUGGCACAUGGUCUAAAUCUGAUUUGUGGUUCAUUCCGCUAUCUUGAAACAAAAUGGUAGUUGAUAAUACUUUCAGUUAAAAAAUGGAAUUUCGGGAGCAGCUAGGUGGCACAGUGGAUAAAGCACCGGCCCUGGAUUCAGGAGGACCUGAGUUCAAAUCUGGCCUCAGACACUUGACACUUACUAGCUGUGUGACCCUGGGCUUAACCCUCAUUGCCCUGGAAAAACCAACCCCCCCAAAAAAUGGAAUUUGGUAUAGGUUACAGAACUUUUUAAAGAUGAUUGAACUGAAUGAAAUUUACAAAAUAAAUUAGAAUUCCCUUAAUAGACACUGCUAGGUGUUGGUAGUCCAGGAUCCUUCUGUGAGAGAAACAUCAUCCUGAGUGUUAAAAAUUAGCUGUUGCAUGUCCAGGUAUGUACAAUUGAGAGAUAACUAUACUUCUAUCUGAUAGUGUAUAGAGAAUUCCUUGCUUAUGGGAGAAACUGGGAGACUUUUUUUUUUUUUUUUUGUGGGGCAAUGAGGGUUAAGUGACUUGCUAAGGGUCACAUUCCUCCUGAAUCCAGGGCUGGUGCUUUAUCCACUGCACCACCUAGCUGCCCCUGGGAGACCCUUAAUAUCAUCCUUUCUCUUGUAGGUCUCCCAUCUUUUCCUGAUUCUUUAGGAUGGUUUGGAAAGGCCUUGGGAGUUUGUAUGCCAACUAUGUGUGAUUUAAGUCUUUGGAGACUUUGUUGGGAGUGGCCAAGGGGGAAAGGAGGUAGAGAAUGAUUUUCCUUGAAAAGAAGAUUGGGGAUGCUUGGAUCAUUGCUCCUCCUCAGGCAUGUUUGCUGAAUCUUCAUCUAUUUCACAACACUGAUUGUGGGUGUUUUCUGUUUCUUGUUCUGGGCCCUUUUCUCUCUACACAAUUUCACUUGGUGGUCUCACUUGCACCAUGAAAGAUGAAAUGUCAGAAGAACUGGAAGAAGGGUGAUGCAGCAGGUUAGCUAGGUCCUUGGUGGAGGAUGCCUGGGAGAUGUAUGGGUACAAUGAUCAUCCCAAUAUGGGGAAAAUGAGACAUUAAUGCACUCUUGGUAAAGUUGUAGAUUGAUUCAAACAUUCUGUAGAGCAAUUUGGAACUAUGGCCAAAGGGCUAUAAAACCAUGCAUCCUCU
Molecule: messenger RNA, 3206 nt
Organism: Dromiciops gliroides (monito del monte)
Lineage: Eukaryota; Metazoa; Chordata; Mammalia; Microbiotheria; Microbiotheriidae
Gene: ASPSCR1
Product: ASPSCR1 tether for SLC2A4, UBX domain containing
Exons: 13
Coding region: 44-1486 (480 amino acids)
Molecular function (GO): protein binding
Source: RefSeq, a predicted model, not a curated record